This is a messenger RNA of Dicentrarchus labrax (European seabass), 2074 nucleotides long. It is a transcript of the gene spon2b, whose product is annotated as spondin 2b, extracellular matrix protein. Lineage: Eukaryota; Metazoa; Chordata; Actinopteri; Moronidae. The transcript is spliced from 6 exons. Gene Ontology annotation, biological process: cell adhesion. Gene Ontology annotation, cellular component: extracellular matrix. Bases 173 to 1189 code for a protein of 338 amino acids. The record is from RefSeq and is a predicted model, not a curated record.
AGAACUUGGAGCCUCGCAGUCACUCAUCCCGACAGCCACCAUCCAUCGCUCUCCUCUCCCCUUCUCCUCACCUCCAGCCCUCCUCUCCACUCAUCUGCUGCAAUCCUUCCUUCAUCUGGAACCCUGAGCAAAAAUCAGUCCUUCAUCCUCCCCCAAAACAGCCCUCCUUAUCAUGGACAGCACAAGGAACCUCCUCUCCAUCUCUGAGGCACUCUACCACGUGAUUGUCAUGAUGCUGACACUGGGCCAAGGCAUUCAGUCGAUGCCUGUUCCAACUGAUGUCCCCAUGUGCACGGCUUCAGAAACUGCCCAGUACAGGCUAACGUUUACUGGCAAGUGGACCCAGGCAGCUUUCCCUAAACAGUAUCCUGUCUACCGUCCCCCUGCACAAUGGUCAAACAUUAUUGGAGUGACUCACAGCUCCGACUACCACAUCUGGCAGCGUAAUGAGUUUGCCAGCAACGGAGUGAGGGAGUUUGCAGAGAAAGGCGAGGCCUGGACACUCAUGAAGGAAGUUGAGGCGGCCGGCGAACGCAUCCAGAGCGUUUAUGGGAUCCUCUCCGCUCCCGCUGUUGUGGGAGGCACGGGCCAGAUGAACACUGAGUUUGAGGUCUUCGCAAGGCACUCCUAUCUGUCGUUUAUUGUGCGCAUCGUUCCAAGCCCAGACUGGUUUGUGGGUGUGGACAGUGUUGACCUGUGUGAUGGCGACCACUGGAAAGAAAAUGUGUCGCUGGAGCUUUUCCCAUAUGAUGCAGGAACUGACAGCGGGUUCACUUUCUCUUCUCCCAACUUUGAGACCAUCCCACAGGAUAGAAUCACUCAGAUCACUUCUUCCUUCCCUAGCCACCCUGCCAACUCCUUUUUCUAUCCCCGCCUGAAGCACCUGCCACCCAUUGCCAAAGUAGUGCUGACCAAGAUAAAGAAGACCAAUCAGAUCAUCAGCCUGCCUGUGGAGCCCACCCAGUCCAACCAAUUGCCAACAGGAAACGAGAUCGAGGACAAUGUCAUAAAUACUCCUCUGGACUGUGAGGUGUCAGUGUGGUCUCCUUGGGGCUUGUGCAAAGGCAAGUGUGGAGACUCAGGCGUGCAGCACCGCACCCGCUAUGUCCUAAUGCACCCAGCCAACAACGGAGCAGCCUGCCCCCUGCUGGAGGAGGAGAGGAAGUGCUUUCCGGACAACUGUUUAUGACUAGGCCAGGAAAGGAGGGAGAAGAAAGAGAGGAAGGAGAGGAGAGAGAAGAAAGAGAGGAAAGCCAGGAAAGGGAGGAAAGGACGAAGACGGAGAAACAACAAUAAAAGGUCUGCAGUGUAUUCUCAUGAGGCAUAAAUAUGAUCAACAGGACUCCCUUCUUUCCUCCCUGGCUCUAUCUCUGUGGAUAUGACUAACGUACUGAUGCAAAAAAAUUGUUUCAUUCUCAAGUCUCAUUGAUUGAUCUGACAGCACUAGAGAGGUGUAGUUUGGCAAAAUGGCUAUUAGACACCAAUUCAGUUUUGGCAGAUUAUCAAAAUUGUCUGGGGAUAAAACAAUGCUGUUAGAAACCCAGCUCUUAACUGAAAACACAUUUUCACAUUAUAGUUGGGUUAGAUUCGAUGUUUCUGAAGAUCACAGACGUUUGUUUGCCCACACUGGAUUAUAACUCCAAGCAGCUUUCAUCUAGUGGAUUUUGAAAUAAAUCCACAUAAGAUCUAAAGUCCCUAUAGCCAAGAAAUACUUAACAGAAAAUCCAAAUAAUAUCAGCUUCGGCACAGGGGAAAACAAGAUGCCUCAACAGUUGCAUUAGCAGUAGUACUAGCAGAAAAGUGAGCCAUAGAAUUAAUGUACGGCCCUCUAAACUACGCCACAUUCAAACAUAAUGUUUACAGAGGCACUGUGGUUCUUUCCAGAAGAUAAAGAAUAUAUUUAUUGACAGGAUUUUAACCUGUAGUGUACAGUAUAUCAAAUCUGAAAGUAAUAAUUUGUAUUCAUUUUGUUAGAUAUUAGUUCAAUAAAGAAAGUUUUUUGUAAAAAAAAAUACAAAAAAUGUACAAAAAAUGUAUGCAGUCUGUAUGGUCAAUAAAGUGUAAAUAUAUCUUA